This is a messenger RNA of Macrosiphum euphorbiae (potato aphid), 246 nucleotides long. Lineage: Eukaryota; Metazoa; Arthropoda; Insecta; Hemiptera; Aphididae. The record is from the annotation of a GenBank genome assembly.
AUGUUAGAAUAUUUGAAUUGUAACUUUUGUGGAGAUUUGGAAUCUGUAUACACAACUAUGUUAACUGUCGGUGCUCUUAUUGAAUCAUUAGUGGCAAUAUAUAAAAAGAUUUAUUCUACUAAUGAUCCACGGUGGAAAAAGACAAGUGAGCUACAUGUAUUGGAAGUUAUCAUGAGUUUAGCUCGGUAUUAUUUACAAAAUGUUGAUCUAUGGCUAUCAGGGAUGAAAAGGAGAUGGAAACUGUGA